Opisthorchis viverrini is the source of this 807-nucleotide messenger RNA. RefSeq lists its product as hypothetical. Gene Ontology annotation, biological process: mRNA splicing, via spliceosome. The record is from RefSeq and is a predicted model, not a curated record. Bases 1 to 807 code for a protein of 268 amino acids. Gene Ontology annotation, cellular component: U2-type spliceosomal complex. The transcript is spliced from 4 exons. Lineage: Eukaryota; Metazoa; Platyhelminthes; Trematoda; Opisthorchiida; Opisthorchiidae.
AUGUACAACCCAUCAAAGGAGGAUUCUGAAGCUUACCUUCUCGGUAAAGAGGUUUCAGACUUGGAACAUCUCCAAAAGCUUGGGAAAGACUAUGAGGAGUCCGCUUCACAGCGACUGGCACGCAUAGACAUGGAAACAAAAGUUCGGGAAGACCCUCUGACAAUAAUGAAACAACGAGAAGCAGAGAAAAGAAUCGAACUCCUACGGAAUACUGCGAAGGUUAAAAAGUUGCGCCGAUUAAUAACCAUGCAAAAACUAAAGAACGAAAAGAAACGAAAACAGAAAAAGGCUAGAAGGCAUGCACGUUGUAGCCGUUCGCGCAGCAGUAGUAGCAGUUCAAGUACAAGUUCAAGUGACGAGCUCCUGGACAAGUUCAUAAAAAUAGUUCGGCAGUCUGAUGAGCAUGAAAAGGCUCUGAUUGAAAAAGGAGACAAAAUGGAUUCUGGGCGGUCAUCUGAAGCUGACAAGCGCAGUUACCACCAACCAUCGACAUCACAUACAUCUUCGAAUGAUCAGCGACCAGAAAAGCGAAAGCUAUCUAAACAAGAGAUCGAGGAACGCCGAGCACAGAUGAUGUCCGACGCAAAGGAACACGAAAAGGACCGAUCGGUGCGCACAAGUUACCACUAUCAGAAGAAACUCGAAUACGACAAGCGUGACUCGGAUUCAAGAAGUCGUCAUGGUCCGUCAUUUAUCGCUGAUCUUAAAAACGACCAUGCCCAACGAAGCUCGAUUGAGGAGGGAGUACACAGAAAAGCGGGUCGGAGACAGGGAGGCGAGAUGAAUUCUAAUUUUCUCAGGCGAUAG